This is a messenger RNA of Glycine soja, 576 nucleotides long. Its product is annotated as auxin-induced protein X10A-like. The transcript has a single exon. Gene Ontology annotation, biological process: response to auxin. The record is from RefSeq and is a predicted model, not a curated record. NCBI's taxonomy places the organism in Eukaryota, Viridiplantae, Streptophyta, Magnoliopsida, Fabales, Fabaceae. Bases 119 to 511 code for a protein of 130 amino acids.
UCAUGUAGAGUCCCCAAGCUCAAAAUUUAUAUAUAUUAGAAGCUUUCAAUCGCUAUUAAUUCAAUAAACUAAAUAUAUAUCCCUUCAAGAAGAAAAAAACUAGCAUUCAGAGUUGAAGAUGAUGCUUAGGACCUUUGUUGGGAAGAUAGAAAUGGGUAUUUCACAGUUUGUACACAGAAGGCCACCACUGAGGAACUUCAAUGAAUCCACAACCACAAGUGUGGUGCCAGAUGAUGUUAGGGAAGGAUAUUUUGCUGUUCUUGGAACAAAGGGCGGAGAAUCCAAAAGGUUCGUUGUUAGCUUACAUUACUUGAAUGAUCCUGCUUUCUUGGGACUGCUUGAUCAAGCUCAGGAAGAGUUUGGUUUCAGGAAAAAGGGAGCACUUUCAAUCCCUUGUCAGCCUCAAGAAUUCUUGAGGGUUGCAGAGUGUAGAGAAGAGAAGCAACAAAGUUGCAAGGGAUACUUAUGGAGGAUUCUACUUAAGUUGUUGAUGAUUCUUUUUAUUCUUUAGUCACUUAAUUAAUUGUUCCCUUUUACAGUGUAACAAAGGUAGAUCAAAUGUUAUUGCUUUAAUAA